AAUGGCUGUGUCUCGCGGAGCCUCGUGCUGGUUUGAUCGGUUUCUCUCUCGCGCUCUCGUUCUGUAAGAGGCCCCCCCUCCACAUACACACUCACACACACAUUUGUGUCGGUUAAAUUCAUUCCCGGGACCUUUAUUUAUAUUCUCCAGGAAACUUUUUAUAUUCGAGUCGCAUUCGUGAGAGAAGACCGAAUUCGGUCUGAAAGUCGAAGGAAUGAUACGGGACACGGGCACGUCUUUAUAAGAGCGUUGUAUUUAUAUUCAAAGUGACUCGCGGUGAAAGAGAGGGAGAGCGAGAGAGAGAUCAUGGCCGCUCAGGUCGCCACUCUCAACACUAGCCCGCCUGCUGAACUCAAAAAGCCGGAGCGGGAGCCGCAGGACGAGUCGGUAAUAGGAGAGAAGCAGCAGGAAAGCAAGGAGCCCCGCGCCGACGGCGGAUCCCCGGGCCAGAAGGAGCUACAAGACGGGGCCGAUGUGGGAAAUGCUGCUGGGGGAGGAGGAGCAGGAGGCGACCCUGACAUGAAGAACGGCAACGGGAACCCGUCCAGGGUGAACAAUAACAAUAACCAGAAUGAUUCCGGCGGACCCGAAGGGAACAACCACCCCGGCAUGGCUCCCCACCACCCGGGCGCCUUCCCUCCACCUCCAUACAGCUACAACCAGCACUACAACCGGGCCCCUUUUCAUCAACAUGGCGGACAACAAAGCCCUGGCAUGGCAGGGCCGGCGGUGAUGGACCCAUACCCGCCCAAUUCACACGAGCACGGCUACCCGAACCACUUCAACAGCUACAGCCCCUUCCCAAACCGGACUCCGUACCACCAGGGCCAAGGCUACGGCAUGAAUUCCCCGCGAAACAGCCAGCCGCCGGCGGCCGGGGGGCAGCCAGGCAAGCAGCCGCCACCAGGAGGAACUACGCCGCUGGCUACUGCUGCUUCCUACAACAACCAGAGGUAUAACAUGGGAAACCCUCAGCCUACGUCCACGCCGACACUCAACCAGCUCCUGACCUCUCCCAGCUCCACGAGGACCUACCAAAACUACCCGGCCAGCGAGUACAGCGGCCAGGAAGGAGCUGCCAAGGGACCAGGGGACAUGGGCAGCAGUAGUCAGUAUGGUGGGGGCCACCCGACCUGGCAACAAAGAAGCCAUCACCCUCCUCCCAUGAGCCCGGGAAACACUGGACAAGCCAACAGGGCCCAGCCUCCUGUACCUAUGGAUCAGGUGGGGAAAAUUCGUGGGCAGCACUAUAGUGCCGGAAACCCCUACUCUCAGCAGCAGGGGCCUCCCCCUAGCUCACAGCAGGGCCCUCCUUACCAAGGGCAGGGUUAUGGACCUCCGGGACCUCAGAGGUAUCCCAUGGGCAUGCAGGGCCGCACUUCUGGGAACUUGAGUGGAAUGCAAUAUGGACAGCAGAUGGGCUAUGGACAGCAUGGCCCAGGUAGUUAUGGUCAAAACCAAGGUGGCUACUAUGGACAACAGGGCCCUUCCCCUCAUGGAGGCUCCCAGCAAUCUUCAUACCCCCAGCAGCCUUCCACUGGACCAGGCUCUCAGCCCCCUUAUUCCCAGCAACCCUCUAGUACCCCUCAUGGCCAGAGUGGGACUUCUUAUGGGCAGCCGCAGGGGGCUCACGUUCCCAAUCAGGGCCAACCUCCAUAUUCCCAGACUCCACAAUCACAGUCAGUACAGUCUCCCUUCCCCCAGUCCCAGGGUUCCACUCAGUCACAGGGUCCUUCUCAGGGCCAGCAAGGGUCUCAGUCACAGCCUGGUUACACUCAUCCACCUUCUGGUUCAGGGCAGUCUGCUCAACAACAGGGACCCUCACAACAGCAGCAAUGCCCACAACAAUCACAGACACCUAGCUCUGCUCCCCCUCCGUCAUCCCAGCAAACUUCAGGACAGGGCCAGCCUUCACCUUACUCUCAGACUCCUCCACUGCAGACACAACAACAACAACAGCAGCAGCAGUCACCCUUCCAGCGCUUUCCACCUCCACCUCAGGAGCUUUCUCAAGACUCCUUCAGCUCCCAGUCUUCAGCUCCUUCCUCCAAUCAACCCGCUGUGUCCAGUAAGAGUGGUCAAGAUGACACCAUGCAGGGACGACCUUCCAGCCUUCCUGAUUUAUCAGGCUCCAUUGACGAUCUGCCCACAGGCACAGAGGGUGCUUUGAGCCCAGGCGUGAGCACAUCAGGUGUGUCCAGCAGUCAAGGCGAACAGAGCAACCCUGCACAGUCUCCAUUCUCUCCACACACCUCCCCUCACCUAUCAGGUAUCCGCGGCCCCUCGCCUUCACCCGUGGGCUCACCUGCUAGUGGCCCUGCUUCCCGCACUGGACCACUUUCACCUGGAACCAUUCCUGGAAACCAGAUGCCCCCCAGACCCUCAAGUGUCCAGUCGGAUGGUAUGUUACAUUCCUCCAUGGGUCAGGAUAGAGUAUAUAUGAGGAACCCUCAGAUGCCUUAUGGCUCUCCUCAAUCUGGGUCAACUUUAUCACCUCGGCAAACAUCUGGAAGCCAAAUGCAUGCUGGCAUGGGUUCCUACCCGCAGAACAACUCCAUGGGCAACUAUGGGCCGCAGGGUGGCCAAUAUGGACCACAAGGUUACCCGAGACCACCAGGUUAUGGAGGCAUGCCUAAUGCUAACUAUCCUGGCGGUCCUGGCAUGGGUGGCUCCAUGAAUCCUAUGGCAGGGCAGGGUGGAGGAGGGCCUUAUGGAGGGAUGCCUCCUGGGCGCAUGGGACCGGGACAGAUGGGUACGAGGCCGUACGGCCCUGGCAUGGGCCCCAAUAUGGGUGGCAUGCCUCCUCAGGUGGCGUCUGGAAUGUGUCCUCCACCUGGAAUGAAUAGAAAGCCUCAGGAUCCUGCUGCUGCGGGCAUGCACCAUGGCCCGUCCAACUCCAUACACAGACCACCUGGGUAUCCCAACAUGAACCAGGGAAUGAUGGGAGCUGGGUCUCCAUACGCUCCACCCAUGAACAGCAUGCAGGGUAUGAUGAAUCAAGCAGGACAGUAUCCCAUGCCUGGCAACAUGUCCAAUAACUCUGCAGGCAUGGCUCCUAGUCCAGAGUUUGGCAUGGACAAGCUCAACCAAUCUCAAAAGUUGAAUAACAAAGUGGAUGGGACUCCUAAGACUGAAUCGAAAAAGAAGUCAAGUUCCUCCACCACCACUAAUGAGAAGAUAACUCGUCUGUAUGAGCUGGGUCCAGAACCAGAAAGGAAAAUGUGGGUGGAUCGUUACCUUGCGUUCGCUGAGGAGAAGGCCAUGGGCAUGAGCAAUCUCCCUGCGGUGGGACGCAAACCCCUUGACCUCUUUCGCCUCUAUGUGUCCGUCAAAGAGAUUGGCGGCCUCACUCAGGUGAACAAGAACAAGAAAUGGAGGGAAUUAGCCACUAAUCUGAAUGUGGGCACAUCCAGUAGUGCGGCCAGCUCUCUAAAGAAACAGUACAUCCAGUGUCUCUACGCCUUUGAGUGCAAGAUCGAGCGAGGAGAGGACCCGCCACCUGACUUUUUCAAUAAUGACCCUAAAAAGAACCAGGCCAAGGUCCAGCCUCCAUCACCAGCUGGAUCAGGAUCGUUACAGGGUCCUCAGACGCCCCAGUCAACCAGUAGUUCUAUGGCCGAAGGUGGAGACCUGAAGCCCCCUACACCUGCCUCAACACCGCACAGUCAGAUGCCACCCAUGCCUGGUGCUAGGAGUAGUGUGAAUCUGCAAGACCCGUUUGCUGAUGGUGGGGAUCCAGCCUUUUCAAGACGAAACUCUGUGACCCCAAAUUCAGGAUAUCAACCUGGUAUGGGUGGACCAGACAUGAUGGGCCGUAUGGGACCUUUUGAGCCAAAUAAGGACCCAUUUGGUGGUAUGAGAAAAGCGGGUGAGCAGUUUAUGAACCCAGGUCAAGGCCCAAAUAGUGGCAUGGGUGAACAAUAUAAUCGAGCAUCCCAAGGACCAAUGGGAAAUAUGCAGAUGGGUCAAAGACAACAGUACCCAUAUGGUCCAGGAUACGACAGAAGACCAGAUUCAAGUAUGGGCCCAGAUGGGAAUAUGGGUCCACAACCCAACAUGAUGCCUUCCGGUGCAGAUGCAGGGAUGUACUCACCUAAUCGGCCUCCACAGCAGCAGAGGCAUGAUACUUACAGUAAUCAAUAUCCUGGCCAAGGAGCUCCCCCUAGUGGACCAUACCCAAAUCAGCAGUCAGGAAUGUAUCCACAACAACAACCGAAUUACACACAGAAGAGGCCAGUUGAUGGUGUUUACGGUCCUCCUGCAAAACGUCAUGAAGGGGACAUGUACCCCUUUAGUGGUCAGCAGCAGGGUCCCCAGGCCCCAGGUGGACCUCAGUCCCAAUCAGAUAUGUAUAACCAGUAUAACACCUAUCCAGGCUCAGAAAGACGCCCACCAGGCCCACAGAGCCAAUUUCCUUUUGGCUUUGGACGAGAGAGAGGACCUAAUGUAGGUGGUCCAAACUCUCAGCCUUCCAUGCCACCACAGAUGAUGGGUAGCUCCAUGAGUGGCACUAUGCCUUCGGUUCCUGAUGGACCCCAAGGACCCAUGUGGCCAGGGCGUAAUGAGAUGAACUACCCAAACUAUCAUAACCGCCAAGGGCCACCUGGUGUCCCUUCUCAAAGUCAAGUUUACCAUGGCAUGAAUCGUUCUGAAGACAUGAUGCCUUCAGAUCAGCGCAUGAACCAAGAGGGACCUUGGCCUGGCCAUGUUAACCAGCGGCAGCCCCCAUAUGGGCCUGUAGCCUCAGGGCCACCUAUGUCCAGACCUCUUCAGCCCAACUAUCAAUCCUCUCAGAACCACAUUCCACAAGUAUCCAGCCCUGCACCCAUGCCAAGACCAAUGGAGAACAGGACCUCACCCAACAAAUCUCCAUACAUGCACCCAGGGAUGAAAAUUCAGAAGGCUGGACCCCCAGUCCCUGCAUCACACAUUGCUCAGCCAUCAGUGCAGCCCCCUAUGAUUCGGAGAGACAUUGCAUUCCCACCAGGUUCAAUAGAGGCCUCGCAGCCUAUUCUGAAACCACGUCGUCGGCUUACCAUGAAAGAUAUUGGAACACCAGAAGCCUGGAGAGUCAUGAUGUCCCUCAAGUCAGGCUUGUUAGCCGAGAGCACAUGGGCUUUGGAUACCAUUAAUAUUCUUCUCUAUGAUGACAACAGUAUUUCUAACUUCAACCUGAACCAGCUUCCUGGCUUCCUUGAGCUUGUUGUUGAGUACUUCCGAAGGUGCCUCAUUGAGAUCUUUGGAAUAUUGAAAGAAUAUGAGGUUGGAGACCCUGGGCAGCGGACCCUAAUUGACCCAGAAGCCAUUGACCCUGAGAUGUCUGAUGAAGAGGGGCCAGAGGCAGAACAGAUGGAAGAGGAUGAUGAGGAUGAUGAGGAAGAUCUAGAAAACAACACUGUGCAAACAUCACAGGUCCAGAUUAAGCAGGAGAAAGAGGAGCCUACAGAAUCUCUAAAAUCCAAUGAUAAAAAUGAAUUAGAAGAUAGGGAAGGUGAGGAUAAUUCAUGCAAAGAUCAUCUCAGAUCAUCUAUCACAUUGCAGGACACAAGUGCCUCCCAGGAAAGGCCAAAGCAGGCUAGUAAAUUUGACAAGCUUCCCAUCAAGAUUAUGAGGAAAAAAGACCCGUUUGUCAUUGGGCAUACUAGUAAAUUGGGUAGGCGACAAGCUUUUGAUAGUGGUCUUAUUCAUUGGAGUGUGGGUGGUGGUGACACCACAGAGCACAUACAAACACAUUUUGAGAGCAAGAUGGAACUCUUGAAGCAUCGGAAACGAGUGCCAGUGAAUGUUGAGCCACGUAAAAAGGUAUCUCAAAUAGUGGAGACAGGUGAUGCUGAAAAGGUUCAGACAAAUGAAGGACCACAGCAAGUACAAGUUCAGGCAUCCAAAGAUCAACCAUCGUUGGAAGGUAAAAGCACUACAACAUCAAGCACGUCAACAAGUAUAACAGCCACCAUUGAUGAUGUCCUGUCGGCUCGGCGAGGCUCUGUGACUGAGGAAGCAGUCAGAGGCAACCAGGACAGUGACAAGGAGAAGAAUACAUUUCUCUUUGGCAUCGAUCUUGCACAACAGAGUCGCAAUAUCAAGAUCUUGGAGGAUGAGCCACACAGCAAGGAUGAAACCCCACUCUGUACACUCUCGGAUUGGCAGGAUGCGCUAGCUCGUCGCUGCAUCUGUGUUUCCAACAUUGUUCGCAGUCUUUCCUUCAUUCCUGGCAAUGAUCUGGAGAUGUCGAAGCAUCCAGGACUUUUGCUGUUACUUGGACGACUUGUGCUGUUGCACCACUGGCAUCCUGAACGCAAGCAGGCCCCUGUUACCUAUGAGAAAGAAGAGGAGGAAGAUGAAGGUGUCAGCUGUGAGCGAGAUGAGUGGUGGUGGGACUGUCUUGAGGUUCUGCGGGAAAACUGCUUGGUCACAUUAGCAAACAUCUCAGGCCAACUGGACCUGUCCAUCUACCCUGAAAGUAUUUGUCUACCACUGCUGGACGGCCUGCUCCACUGGGCUGUGUGCCCUUCGGCAGAAGCCAUUGAUCCGUUCCCGACUCUGGGGCUCAAUGGGACACUGUCUCCCCAGAGGCUAGUUCUCGAAACCCUCAGUAAGCUUAGCAUCCAGGAUAACAACGUAGACCUCAUUCUGGCUACGCCACCUUUCAGUCGUUUGGAGAAGCUCUAUGGUUCCCUUGUGCGCAUGGUUGGCGACCGUAAAGUAACUGUCUGCCGGGAGAUGGCAGUGGUACUGCUAGCUAAUCUGGCGCAAGGCGAUACCGUCGCUGCCCGGGCUAUUGCUGUGCAGAAAGGAAGUGUUGGAAACCUUCUUGGCUUCUUGGAGGACAGUCUUGCAGCCACCCAAUUCCAACAGAGUCAGGGCUCGUUACUGCACUUACAAGGUUCACCCUUCGAGCCCACUAGUGUGGACAUGAUGCGGCGGGCGGCACGUGCCCUGCAUGCCCUUGCCAAAGUGGAAGAGAACCACUCAGAGUUCACGCUGUAUGAGUCACGGCUACUGGACAUAUCGGUGUCCCCACUCAUGAACUCUUUGGUGUCCCAUGUAAUCUGUGACGUACUUUUUCUGAUUGGCCAGUCAUGACAGCCGUGGGGGUGAUCAUGUUUUUCCCCACUAUUUUUUUUAAUGUGUGUGUGUCUGCGUUAGUGGAGAAAAUUUAAUAGCGAAACUAUGUUCAUUUUUUUUAUUUAUGCAAAAUCACCUCAGAUUCCACUGUCUAUCCUGUCCACCCUUGCUUCGCUCUCAAGGAAGGAUAUACCAUUACGUUGCGAUGGAUUUUAACACCUAUGGAUAAGAGUUAAAUUAACAUGGAUGUGCCGAUCACGAUCCUCGCCUGCAAGAGUGCUUUGCCCUUUGAACAUUUUUUUGUAAGGAAAAUUAAAAUGACAAAAAAGACACACACACAAACCAAACUGUAACCAAAGUUGCUGUCACGUUUACAGUGAGUUUGGGGAAAAACCUUGCUCAUUCACCUUCUGGGUGUGGAUGGGCAUGGAGAUGACCAUAAUCUGGUUCUUGGAGUCUAAAUGGACUCAGACUCUGGUGUGUGGUAUACAUUGCUGUAACUUGGAUUAUAUAUACUUAGCCCUAAAGGAACCAGGUCGUUGGCUGUGAACAGACAUGUAAAUGGGAGGCCUGUGCAGUAGAUUGUAGGACUUUUUUCUGUACUGUACACCUUAAAACUGUAAACAUACUGUAACAAUACUGUUUCACACUGAGAUAAUGCUGGCUUGGCAGCAAAAAAACUGUAGUUUUUAAAAAUGAUUUUAGUUCAUGUGGAAAAAAUGGCUUUCCCCCCAAAGUAACGUGAACCUACAACACCCCGACCUCUUUGUCCCUCGAUUGUAUGACUUGACCCUUAAAGAAAUCACCUCUUAGGACUGGUCUUGAGCUCUAGAUGCAGUCCUGGCUGCAGUGUAUAUAAUGAUGUUGUAAAUUACACUUUGCUCUUUUUCUUUCUCUCUCAUCUUAUGGCGCUCUUCACCGUUUUUAAUCUUUGACGAAUUAAAGGUUUCACUCAACAGAUCUCUCA
Danio aesculapii is the source of this 8032-nucleotide messenger RNA. RefSeq names its product AT rich interactive domain 1Ab (SWI-like) (gene arid1ab). Lineage: Eukaryota; Metazoa; Chordata; Actinopteri; Cypriniformes; Danionidae. Bases 307 to 7083 code for a protein of 2258 amino acids. Gene Ontology annotation, molecular function: DNA binding; nucleosome binding. Gene Ontology annotation, biological process: regulation of transcription by RNA polymerase II; positive regulation of DNA-templated transcription; chromatin remodeling. The transcript is spliced from 20 exons. Gene Ontology annotation, cellular component: brahma complex; nucleoplasm; SWI/SNF complex. The record is from RefSeq and is a predicted model, not a curated record.